Osmerus eperlanus (European smelt) is the source of this 1642-nucleotide messenger RNA. RefSeq names its product carboxypeptidase M (gene cpm). The transcript is spliced from 7 exons. Gene Ontology annotation, molecular function: metallocarboxypeptidase activity; zinc ion binding. The record is from RefSeq and is a predicted model, not a curated record. Gene Ontology annotation, biological process: protein processing; peptide metabolic process. NCBI's taxonomy places the organism in Eukaryota, Metazoa, Chordata, Actinopteri, Osmeriformes, Osmeridae. The coding region runs from base 273 to 1373 and encodes 366 amino acids.
CCUCACAGCCCCCAGCUCCCCCAGCCCCCCAGCAGACCCAUAGGAGACAAGCAGCAGAGUGUGACCACUGCAAGAGAUGGUCUCGGGGGGAGUCUUUUCACUGCUCCCCCCCUCCCUCCCUGUUUCUCUUCCUUCCAUUGUGGGGCCUACCCUCCCUUGAUGGCGGGGAGGGGGAGCGGAGGGGGGCUGAUAGAAAAUCCCUCUUCACAUUCCUGAUGUGACGAGAGAAAAGACGGGGAAGUCUGAAAGUAAGGAGACUCUGAAGAAGAGAGAUGGAGAGAGAGGUAGUGGGCCGAGUCCUGCUCCUCCAGCUGAUUGACUACCUGCUCCGUGGUUACGGUAGCGACCCGCUGGUGACCCGCCUCCUCGCCACCACCCGCGUCCACAUCCUCCCCUCCAUGAACCCCGACGGCUUCGAGUCCUCCGGAAGAGACUGCAUGUACUCUCCAGGGAGGUUCAAUAAGAACAGUGUGGACCUGAACAGGAACUUUCCGGACGCGUUCUCUCGUCCGGAGGGGGAGGGGGGCGAGCGGGAGGCCGAGGUGCGGGCCGUAAUGGACUGGCUGGCCAGCGAGAGCUUCGUCCUCUCAGCCAACCUGCACGGGGGUGCCGUGGUGGCCAGCUACCCCUACGACAACAGCAAUGGAGGAAGUGAGCUGCAGAAAGGGAACAGCGUGUCUCCAGACGACGAUGUGUUCGUCCACCUAGCGAAGACCUACUCCUUCACCCACGGCAGCAUGAGGAAAGGAGACAGCUGCUUCGACUCCCAGGACUUCCCAGAUGGCAUCACCAACGGGUACAACUGGUACCAGCUACCAGGUGGCAUGCAGGACUAUAACUAUGUGUGGUCCCAGUGUUUGGAGAUCACCCUGGAGCUGUCCUGCUGCAAGUUCCCUCCAGAGAAGGACCUCCCAGGCCUGUGGAACCUGAACCGGCCCGCCCUGCUAGCCUACAUGCAGCAGGUGCAUCUGGGUGUGAAGGGCCAGGUUCUGGACUGGGAUGGUCAGCCGGUCCAGAAUGCUGUAGUGGAGGUGGAGGGCAGACGGAACCUUUGUCCCUUUAGAACCGACCGCCAUGGAGAAUACUACCGGCUCCUGCUGCCCGGAAACUACACCUUCAAGGUGACGUUCCCUGGCCACCAUCAGCUGACUGAGACCCUGAGUGUUCCGUACGGUCCUGACUCCUCCUCCGCCCUCACGCACAACUUCCUGUUACAGAGAAGCACUUCUUCCAUCCCCUCGCUGCCCCCCACCACCCCCUGCAACACAUCCCAGCUGUGGGGGCCCCUGGAGGGGCACGCCAGGGCCCCACGGCCCCUCUGGACCGCCCUGCUCCUGGCUCUUACAUCCCUCUACCUCCUACCAGGACUGUAGCCUAGUGUGCUACUGCUGUGUACUAGCAUAUUAUCUAGUGGACACCUGCUAUGUACCAGCACACCAUAGAGUGCACUACUGCUGUGUACCAGAACACUAUCGAGUGGACACCUGCUAUGUACUAGCUAUCUAGUUAGCACACUCUACUGCACUACCGCUGUGUACUGGCACACUAUCUAGUGGACACCUGGUGUAGCCUUGUAGUACUUUCAUGUGGACGACUCCAUUAUGCUACGCUCCCCAUCUCGUGCACUACUGCUGUGUACUAG